Molecule: messenger RNA, 2069 nt
Organism: Canis lupus familiaris (dog)
Lineage: Eukaryota; Metazoa; Chordata; Mammalia; Carnivora; Canidae
Gene: FAM131B
Product: family with sequence similarity 131 member B
Exons: 7
Coding region: 78-1160 (360 amino acids)
Source: RefSeq, a predicted model, not a curated record
CGGCGGCGCGGCUCCCGGUGCGGCCCCCGGCGCCCGCCCCGCGGCGGUGAGCGCCCGGCCCCGGAGGCGCCCGAGCCAUGGGCUGCAUCGGCUCCCGGACCGUGGGGAAUGAGGUGAUUGCAGUGGACUGGAAGGGCCUGAAGGAUGUCGACCAGAUCCACAUGGACAGCACCAGCUCACUGCACGGGAGCAGCCUCCACCGGCCCUCCACCGAGCAAACCCGAACUGAUUUCUCCUGGGAUGGCAUCAAUCUCUCCAUGGAGGACACCACUUCUAUUCUUCCGAAGCUUAAGAGAAACUCUAACGCCUAUGGCAUCGGGGCCCUGGCCAAGUCAUCCUUCUCAGGGAUUUCUCGCAGCAUGAAGGACCAUGUGACGAAGCCCACAGCCAUGGGGCAAGGCCGGGUGGCCCACAUGAUUGAGUGGCAGGGCUGGGGGAAGGCACCAGCCAUUCAGCCGCAACACAGCCAUGAGGCGGUGCGCAGAGAUACAGACGCCUACUCCGACCUCAGCGAUGGUGAGAAGGAGGCACGUUUCCUAGCAGGUGUCAUGGAACAGUUUGCCAUCUCCGAGGCCACACUCAUGGCCUGGUCUUCUAUGGAUGGUGAGGACAUGAGUGUCAACUCGGCCCAGGAGCCCCUGGGCUGCAACUACAGUGACAACUACCAGGAGCUGAUGGAGAGUCAAGAUGCCCUUGCUCAAGCGCCCAUGGACGGAUGGCCUCACUCCUACGUGUCCCAGGGCAUGUACUGUCUGGGGUCAUCGGAUGCCUGGGAAGCCAGCGACCAGUCCCUCAUUGCCUCUCCGGCUACAGGAUCCUAUCUUGGUCCUGCAUUUGAUGACUCACAGCCUAGCUUGCACGAAAUGGGGCCUUCCCAACUUGCUUCCGGAUACUCUGCACAGGAGCCUCCACCUUUGCUGGGGUCAGACACUGACUGGGCUCCGGGGGUGGUUGGAGUGGACCUGGCAAGGGGCCCUGCUGAGGAGGAGAAGAGGCCGUUGGCCCCUGAGGAGGAAGAGGACGCAGGAUGCCGGGACCUGGAGUCCCUUUCCCCACGAGAAGACCCUGAGAUGUCGACUGUUCUCAGCCGGAAGGUGUCUGAUGUCACAUCCUCAGGUGUGCAAUCCUUUGAUGAGGAGGAGGGUGAGGCUAACAACUAGCUUCCUCCCACUCGGCACCCGGCCUUCCACUCCCACCUGAGGGGCAUGGCUGCAACAAUACCCUCCCUCCCCCCAGCAGUACAGCUGAGACCCGGGCAGAAGACCGCGAGGGACCCAGGAGCUGCCAGUCCUCACCAGGAGAACGGGAGCCUGUGGGAUUUUAUCCAGGCUUGUGCUGCAGGAAGCACGGGGCCGGGAACCAAGGCCCAGGCCAACAGAUGGCUGUGCACAGGCUUAGCCGCAGGCUUCUGGGCCUGUGCUGGUGAAGCUCGGGCGGCUUGUGGCCGUCGACCUGGACCCCAGCUCUUCACUCUGACUCGUCUCCGGGAGCCUCGGCCGUGGCUGUGGGAAGGCCGCCUUUCUCCGCGUUUCUCCUGCUUUUCCCGACUCCGUGUUUUCUCUGGCCGUGGCCCCAGCUCAUCCCGGCUCUGAGGAACAGACCUCGGGGGCUGUUGGUACGGCUCGACGGGCACAGGGGGAGCCACCUCACGUCGCGUGUCCUUAGAGGGCAGAGAGUCUGCCCUCAGCGAAAAAUUGGCUUCUGACAUCAGGAGUCAUGGGGGAGGUGGACGUUGCAGCUGGGACGCCCAAGGACACAGCCGCGAUUCUUUCUGUCAAGGCCUGCCCCGAGACCAGAAGGUCACCUGAGGACAACCAGAAGGUCACCGAGGACAACCAGAAUGGCCGCUGUUCCAGGAUCACACUUCCCGUAGCUGGAGGCGGGAUCCGAGGGUCCGGGGAAGGCCCAGCCGGGGCUGGCUGCUCCAGCUCUUGCUCCCCUUUUCUGCCUUCUUCUGUCUCCUGCCCUGAGGGGGUGACACAGGAUGCAGGUGUCCUGGCCAAAAGGGGAAGCAUGAGGGCUGUGUCUCCCUCCAUCCACCCUUUAAUUCUCUGGAGCUGUUUACACUU